GUCGUAACCUCGCGAGGCUACGAGUUCCCGUUAGCCCCCGCGCGCAUAGCCGUCGUUGGAGGAGGAGCCGCCAUGUUGUAGCGGCGGACAGCGACAGCGACCCCGAGGAGCAACACGACCCGAGACGUUUGGCUCGUGACCGGUUCUGUUGCCCACACGGUUCCUCCGGACCGUCGGUCGUGUUCCCCGUCGGGACUGCUGCGCUGUAGAAGGCAUCAUGAGCGGCGGGACGCCCUACCUGGGCAGCAAGAUCAGCCUGAUCUCGAAGGCCGCGAUCCGCUACGAGGGGAUCCUGUACACCAUCGACACCGAGAACUCCACCGUUGCACUGGCUAAAGUUCGUUCCUUCGGCACCGAGGACCGGCCCACCGACAGACCCAUCCCCCCUCGAGACGACACCUUCGAGUACAUCAUCUUCAGAGGCAGCGACAUCAAGGACCUGACCGUGUGUGAGCCGCCUAAACAGACGAGCUCGCUUCCCCAGGACCCGGCCAUCGUCCAGUCGUCUCUGGGCUCCGGCCCCUUGUCCUCCUCGGCCGCCGCCCCGACCCCGUUCCAGUCGGCCGGUUCCUAUGGACUCUUCAACCGGGUCCCGGCUCCGGCCUACAACCAGUUCACCAGCAGCCCCCUGGUCUCCCCUCAGUUCGGACCCGUCGGUGUCGGUCGCAGUAGCCCCUCCCUAGAACCUCUGAGGAAGAGUCCCACCCUGGAGCAGGUGAUCCAGGCCACUCCAUCGGCCCCGGCCGCCUCCGCCCCGCCUCCGGCCCCCGGGCUAAGCCGUAGGAGCCCCACCCACGGCCGCACGGCCGCUCUCGUCGCGGUGCAGAGCGGUCCGAAGGUGCAGCACCAGGAGGGCGUGGACGCACGGAGGGGGGAGGCCGUCAGGGGAGGAGGCCGCAGCAGCUGGUCUGCAGCUCGAACCAUCUCCGCCUCUCACAUCACCGCUGUGGAAAGAGCAACCGCAGGACUCCCCAACUCUGUAUUCAGCCAAUCAGCGUCUGCCAGUGCACCGGCUAACCGCCGCGGGCGAGGGGGCGGCCACCGCGGGCGAGGACGCUUCAACGUUCGCAGAGACGGACCUAUGAAGUUUGAGAAGGACUUUGACUUUGAGAGCGCCAACGCCCAGUUCAACAAGGAGGACAUCGACCGAGAGUUUCAGAGCAAACUGAAGCUCAAAGACGAGAAGACGGAGAAGUCUGAGAAAGCGGUGAACGGCGAGGAGAAGGGCGACUCCGUUGUGGAGACUCAAACCAGCGAGGGUAACGCCGAAGAGGAGGGGGGCGACCCGCUCGGCCCUAACUGCUACUACGACAAGUCCAAGUCCUUCUUCGACAACAUCUCCUGUGACGACACCAGGAAAGCAAACGACAAGUCUGGAGUCUCUGGUUUCCCACGGGAGCGGAGGCAGACUUGGGCUGAGGAGAGGAGGAUGAAUGCUGAAACGUUUGGUAUCCCUCUGCGUCAUGGCCGGGGUCGUGGUGGUUACCGCGGACGUGGGGGCAUGGGUUUCCGUGGAGGUCGGGGGCGUUCGGCGAGCCGAGGGUCCUUCGGGCCUCCGCAGGGGGGCGGCGGCUUCAGGGGAGGAUACAGAGGAAACCAGGCUGGACGGGAGUUUGCUGACUUGUCAGCGUUCAGGAAGGACAACAAAGUGUCGGCGUAGUCCCGCCCCCGGAAACGUCUCUUCUUCUUCUUCUCUGAGGUGGAUCUCGUAGUUUGUCGACUCUAUAAGACGAUUGUCUCUAGUUGUAUAUUUGUCACCAGCACUGAGGUCGACGCUCGAACGCAACACAACUCUCUGAAUCUGUCGACGGUGGAAACGACAAAAACCAUUUAAACCACAAACUCCAGAUCUCGACUAGAUGAAGAAUAAUGUUCACGUGAUUCUUCAGAUGGUUUUGUUUGGAUGAAUUUUCUGCCCCUGAACCUGUAUUUGAUAAUAUUCUGUCCACACAACGUCCUGACUUUCACUGACAAAGCUUUAUUUGGGGGGUGGGGGGGUCUCAGCUUUCUAACAUAUAUUUUUCUACCGCGUUCCUCUCGCGUCUCCGCCGUCUCGUCUCCGUGUUCCACUUUUCACGCGAAGAGCUGAAAGAAAAAGAAAGUUUUCAUCAUCGAUUGAUCGUCAAUACAAACUGAGAACUGAUCAUCUGAUGACGUCAUCUCGUUCUCCAGGACGUCCUGAUUGAUUUUAUAACAAACAGUGGAUCAAUGUAGUUGAUAAUGAAACGUUCUGACGUCUGUUGUAGUCUUUAGUCCCACCCACAACCCGACCCAGAAGGGUCAAAGUUCAAACAUCAGGCACUUGUUUAGUGUUUUCGUCUUUUCAUGAUGCUGCAGAUCACAUCAGAUGCAAUAUGAUCAUCAGUCAAAUGGUCAAUGUUCUCAGUUUGUCCAACGCUCAGUCGACGUCUCACAUAAAUUGAUGAAUCUAGAAAUCAAUCGGCACAUUCAAAGAUGAAUAUUGAUAAACAUUCACUGUUGGUUCCUUUUUGUUUCUGCGUUAGAUGUGUCGUUAAUCUUUUCAUCAGUAACUAGAUUUUUAUUCUGACAAAUCAAAGAAAACUUUAUUUAACUGUAAAAACAGAAACUGAGUUAAGAAGUUUUCAUAAUUGUUUAUUUUUCAUAUUUAUCUGAAACUGACAUUAAUGUAGAAAUAAAAAGGAACUGAUUCUUUCAGUUUGUUUUCAUCUUCAGUCCGUUACUAGAGAAACGACGUGAUGAAGCAACCAGCUGCUGAACGAUCUGAGGCCUGGGAGAGUCGGUCAGUGGCUCUGGUAACGGAUGCUGUAAUGUUGUCAUGGUAACUUGUUAGACGUCGAUUUCUCCCUUAAGAGCAAAGUUUCCUUUAAAGUCGCCAGCGCUCAGGAAAUGCCUGAGGUCACGAGAGGUCGGACUUUUAUUCUGAAAUGUCAAACAGGAGGAGCAGAUUCUACUUCCUGUUAAGAAGUCUGUCUUUUGCAUUAAGGUACAAAAAAAAGUGGAAUUGGACUGAAGAAGAAAAGCCUUCAGAUGGACGCGGCGUCGCCAUGGAAACAGGCUUUAUUGUGUUAAAUAAAGGAAGAAUUUAAAAAAAACUACAAUCUUUAUUAAAUGACGACGGAAAAAACCUUUUCAUGACGAGACGAAGUAAAAACUGUUGAGUGGAUAAAGAGUUUGGUUAUUCAAUCGAGAGUUGGGACAGAAAUUGUUAUUAUUAUUAAUAUUCUAGGAACAUUUCUGAAGCUUGAUCACAGUCCAAGUUCACUCGUCUACAUUAACACACUUCACUUUACAGAGGCCUCAGACAGGGCCGGGUCGCCUACACCAAGGGGCCCAGGUCCAGGGGGCAGGUUAGUUUGUUUCAUGAUACUAACAACAGAACAAAGCACACGAGAACCUGAAGUAACAGAAGGCUGGAAGGGUAGCGUAGCAUAAAGACUGGAAACGGAGAAAACGAAAAUCUUAUCAUAGCAUAAAGAUAAAACAGGAGGAAACUGCUAUCUUAGCUCAGCAUGAAUACUAUAAAUGGGGAAAACAUUAAUUCAUUAAUUCAUUAAUUCAUCAUUCAUUCAUAAAUGAAUGAAUGAUGAAUGAACAAAGAUAAAACCAGGGGACAACAAUGUUAGCUUAGCAUAAAGACUAAACAGGAGGAGACAACCAGCCUGGCUCUGUCGGGGUCAGUGGGCCCCUCAGUUUUUAUCCGGCCCCGCCUUUUGGAAAUAAACACAUUUUUCUUGAGUGAAAACUAAAGUUGGGGGGGGGGGUACCUGAACGCAGCACGACGUCCUGUUUUUACCAAGAGCAAAUAAAGUGGUGGUGUUCAUUA
This is a messenger RNA of Scophthalmus maximus (turbot), 3805 nucleotides long. RefSeq names its product LSM14A mRNA processing body assembly factor a (gene lsm14aa). Gene Ontology annotation, molecular function: mRNA binding. The coding region runs from base 218 to 1660 and encodes 480 amino acids. Lineage: Eukaryota; Metazoa; Chordata; Actinopteri; Pleuronectiformes; Scophthalmidae. Gene Ontology annotation, biological process: cytoplasmic stress granule assembly; P-body assembly. The record is from RefSeq and is a predicted model, not a curated record. Gene Ontology annotation, cellular component: P-body. The transcript is spliced from 9 exons.